Messenger RNA from Baudoinia panamericana UAMH 10762, 340 nucleotides. RefSeq lists its product as uncharacterized. The transcript has a single exon. The coding region runs from base 24 to 203 and encodes 59 amino acids. The record is from RefSeq and is a predicted model, not a curated record. NCBI's taxonomy places the organism in Eukaryota, Fungi, Ascomycota, Dothideomycetes, Mycosphaerellales, Teratosphaeriaceae.
CGACCCUUCAACGAGUGAUCCAAAUGGGAGUGAUAAAAACUUUUCGCUGUCAAUUACAUCGUCUAUGCUCACGCAGAUUGCACCGUCCAGCAUCCCAAGUGGAUUGCUACGACUCUGAUGGUUUAACGAGGCGUGACUAUUGGCUGCCCUUCAGAACGAGACUCGGCACAGCGCCCUUGGUUCUAGUCCAUCAUGGCCCAUAGUUUGGCAAACUAGCGCGCCCAGGCUGAGGCUUGAGCAUGUAGCGAUUGCUGUAGCGUAUGCUGUAGCGUAUGCACGUACACGCACCUAUCACGGCCGCAGACGAUUGUGCUUGGGCAAGGUGGUGAAGCAAAGACGU